GCGGAGGAGCCGGGUCCGGGCGCUGCCUGAGACCGAGCUCGGGUCCUGGGGCCUCCCCCUCCAGAGGCAGGGAGAGGCCGCAUCCCGCCCGCCGGACCCUGGCCCAGGCCCAGGCCUUGGCCCCGGCCCGAGCGCCCGUCUGCUCCGGGGAGACGUCCCUGCGCCAGCCUGAUGAGGUCAUACCUGAAUGCAAGUGAUGGUGAAGCUGGGAAAAGGUUCCUCUAACCCGCCACCAGGAUGAAUCAUCUGCCGGAUGAUCUGGAAAAUGCCCUCAGCGGAAGUCAGGGCUCCCAUGCUUCUCUGCUCAACGUCCAUUCCAUCAACCCCAGCCAGCUGAUGGCCAGGAUCGAGUCCUACGAGGGCCGGGAAAAGAAGGGCAUCUCGGACGUCCGAAGGACUUUCUGUUUGUUUGUCACCUUUGACCUCUUGUUUGUUACCCUGCUGUGGAUAAUAGAGUUAAAUGUGAAUGGGGGCAUUGAGAACACCUUAGAGAAGGAGGUGAUGCAGUAUGACUACUAUUCUUCUUAUUUUGACAUAUUUCUCCUGGCCGUUUUCCGAUUUAAAGUGUUAAUCCUGGCAUACGCAGUGUGCAGGCUGCGCCACUGGUGGGCCGUAGCGUUGACGACAGCUGUGACGAGUGCCUUCUUACUAGCAAAAGUCAUCCUCUCCAAGCUCUUCUCUCAGGGGGCUUUCGGGUAUGUUCUGCCCAUCAUCUCCUUCAUCCUGGCCUGGAUCGAAACCUGGUUUCUGGAUUUCAAAGUGUUGCCACAAGAAGCAGAGGAAGAGACGAGACGUCUGCUGGUCCAGGACGCUUCAGAGAGGGCAGCCCUCAUACAACCGCCGGGGGGGCUCUCGGACGGCCAGUUCUAUUCUCCACCUGAAUCAGAAGCAGGUUCUGACGAGGAAUCUGAGGAAAAACAGGACAGCGAGAAGCCGGUCCUGUCGCUGUGAAAUGUGAAAGCCUGCGUGCCGGCUGGACGGCUCCGGAGGACCACGUGACCACGCACUGACCCUGCCCACCUGCUAAUCAAGAAUUAAUUUAUUGUCCUCCCCGCCCCCUCCGCGGGUCAGCCCGCCCUCCCGGGGCUGGCGAGGCCACGCCCCGCGUCUCCGCCCCCUUGUCCACCUCUGCGGUCGGUCCAGUCGAGUCUCCCCUUCUGGCGGAUGGUUCCGUCUGUCUUGUGGGUUUACUUUGUAUUUCUUUUUUAAAGACGCGCCCCGCGUGUUCGUCCACCCGCGUGUGAGCCCUUUGUACAGUCCUGACACGUGAAUAAAAGGCAGCCCGCCA
Messenger RNA from Gracilinanus agilis (Agile Gracile Mouse Opossum), 1288 nucleotides. It is a transcript of the gene STARD3NL, whose product is annotated as STARD3 N-terminal like. The transcript has 9 exons. The coding region runs from base 238 to 951 and encodes 237 amino acids. Lineage: Eukaryota; Metazoa; Chordata; Mammalia; Didelphimorphia; Didelphidae. The record is from RefSeq and is a predicted model, not a curated record.